CCUUCUUCGGCUCGUCCAUUGCUUGCGGCGCGGCGCAGCGCAGCACAACCCUUCCUUUUGGGCAAGCAAAAGGUAGCAAAGCUCUCGCCUUUCUCCCUCCUCGAGAUUGGUGGUAUUAAGCCGACGUCCAGAUGUUGGUUUUGUUCGAAACCCCUGCGGGUUUUGCCUUGUUCAAAAUUUUGGAUGAAGGGAAGCUGGACAAAGUUGAGGAUUUGUGGAAGGAAUUUGCUACCUCAGAAUCGGCUAGAAAGAUUGUAAAGUUGAAAGCUUUCAAUAAAUUUGAGAACACUUCAGAUGCAUUAUCCGCUGCAACCUUAUUGAUUGAUAGCAAGCCUAGCAAGGGCCUCCGGAAGUUUCUACGUACUCACUGUGAUGGUGAAACCUUGGCCGUGGCUGAUUCAAAACUUGGAAACGCAAUUAAAGAGAAGCUGAAAAUAGACUGUCUCCACAACAAUGCUGUAAUGGAGCUAAUGAGAGGACUAAGGAACCAGCUGACAGAACUUAUAUCUGGGUUGGCCGUGCAAGAUUUAGCUCCAAUGAGCUUGGGAUUGUCACACAGCCUAUCUAGGUACAAGCUGAAAUUCAGCCCUGAUAAGGUGGAUACAAUGAUUAUUCAAGCCAUAGGUUUGUUGGAUGAUCUUGACAAAGAGCUCAAUACCUAUGCCAUGAGAGUCCGUGAAUGGUAUGGAUGGCAUUUUCCAGAGCUUGCUAAGAUUGUACAAGACAAUAUUCAGUAUGCAAAGGUAGUUAAGCUGAUGGGAAACCGUACAAAUGCUGUCAAUCUUGAUUUCUCUGAGGUACUGUCUGAAGAGACUGAAGCAGAGCUGAAGGAAGCAGCAGUUAUAUCAAUGGGAACUGAAGUUAGUGAUCUAGACUUGGCAAAUAUUAAAGAACUAUGCGAUCAAGUUCUAGCUCUUUCAGAGUAUAGAGCUCAACUUUAUGAUUACCUUAAAAGCAGAAUGAAUACAAUUGCGCCAAAUUUGACUGCUCUUGUUGGUGAGCUUGUUGGAGCUCGUCUUAUUGCUCAUGGUGGUAGCUUAUUGAAUCUAGCAAAGCAACCGGGUAGCACAGUUCAGAUUCUUGGAGCGGAAAAGGCUCUGUUCAGAGCUCUCAAGACAAAACAUGCUACACCAAAAUAUGGGCUUAUCUUCCAUGCAUCACUAAUUGGUCAGGCAGCACCAAAAAUCAAAGGAAAGAUUUCUCGUUCUCUUGCUGCAAAAACUGCUUUGGCUAUUAGAUAUGAUGCUCUUGGGGAUGGUCAAGACAACACUAUGGGACUAGAAAAUCGAGCUAAGCUUGAAGCCCGCCUUAGGGUUCUUGAGGGCAGAGAAUUGGGUCGUUCUGCUGGGUCAACAAAAGGAAAGCCCAAGAUUGAGUUUUAUGACAAAGAUCGAAAGAAGGGUGCGGGGGCUCUGAUUACUCCAGCAAAGACAUAUAAUCCUUCAGCUGAUCUUGUGUUUGGGCAAACCACUGAUCUAGCUCCAAGCAAGCAAGCCGCUGAACAGGAAGCAACACUUAGAAAGAAGAGGAAGCAUGAGGAAGCAGAACUGGAACCCACUGGAGAAGCUUCUGAAGACCCUCCUAAAGAGGAGGGCGAGGGUGAAGGGGAGAAAAGGAAGAAGAAGAAAAAAAAGAUUGAGUUAGGAAGCGCUGAUGAUCAAAUUUCCAUCAGUGAAGCAGAAGAGCAGACAAAAAAGAAGAAAAAGAAAAAGAAGGAUAAAGCUCCGGGCCCUGAGUUAGUGAACCAAGAUAAUAUUGCUGCUCCUGAAUCUGAAGAGGAGCUUUCCAAAAAGAAAAAGAAGAAGAAAAAGCAGGCUGAAGAAGAGCAAGCUGCAGGUGAUGCAUCAAACAGGAAAAAGGACAAGAAGAAAAAAGACAAGGGCCUGUGAUGUGGCAGGGUGCUUGGGGAAGGCUUUGCUGCUUUGUGGUUCUAGGUCUAGAGAAUCAAUUUCUGUAUAAUUUUUUCUAUCCUUUAAUGUUUGAUCCUCUGAAUUGAUAUGAUAUUAAUUUUGGUUUUCUGCAAUAACAUUCAACUGAUUGCAUUGCAGUCCCC
Musa acuminata subsp. malaccensis (wild Malaysian banana) is the source of this 2053-nucleotide messenger RNA. RefSeq names its product probable nucleolar protein 5-2. Lineage: Eukaryota; Viridiplantae; Streptophyta; Magnoliopsida; Zingiberales; Musaceae. The record is from RefSeq and is a predicted model, not a curated record. Gene Ontology annotation, molecular function: snoRNA binding. Gene Ontology annotation, cellular component: box C/D methylation guide snoRNP complex; small-subunit processome.